Molecule: messenger RNA, 2258 nt
Organism: Aspergillus caelatus
Lineage: Eukaryota; Fungi; Ascomycota; Eurotiomycetes; Eurotiales; Aspergillaceae
Gene: ptpB
Product: tyrosine protein phosphatase PTP1
Exons: 3
Coding region: 536-1819 (427 amino acids)
Biological process (GO): protein dephosphorylation
Molecular function (GO): protein tyrosine phosphatase activity
Source: RefSeq, a predicted model, not a curated record
GUUUAAUUUUGUCUUUUUUGCUUUCCAUUGACAUUGUGCCCCUCGUUCUAUCUAUAUUUACGGGCUGUGAAUCUGUGGUUUUUCUUUUUAAAUAAUAAUUCGCGCCAACCCCAUCGUUCCUUCUGUCUUCAGCGAGAGUGAACGUUAUCGACAUUGCGCGGUGUCGUGAGUUUCAACGUCGUUUGGUCUCCGACUUCGCCGAUAUCCGCCCACUAAGAUUUGGCAGCGAUUUGCUCCGGUAAGAUCUAAAAAUCUGGCCAAGCAAAUUACGACGAGGGGCAGCUUCCACAGCUGUCCCGAUCUGUCCACACUACAGAUAUCAUCCCUGCCGCAACCGCCGAACGGCGCGAACGACGAUCCGUCCGGCAUUGAGGGGGAACUUGUUACUGCACCACCUUCCCGCUCUACAUCGCCCGACGCCUUCAGCCUCCGCUCCGGACCCCGAAAGCUUGUGUCGACUAAGAAGCGGGUCUCAAGAAAGGCGCGCGGCGUCCUGGGCAAGGUUCGGGCCUUCCAAAGGAUCGCUGCGGCCAAAAUGGCUCAUCCCACCAUCAAGAUCGAUACAAACGUCCAAGCGACCAAGCGCGCCCUUCCCGAAGACAACGAUGAAGGCUUCGAGGUCUUAGAUGGACCCGAUCAGGAUGACCCGGGUCUGGAAGCUGGAGAUACUGAAUCCGUUCCGCCUUUUCUUUGCCAGUCUGUCUUAGAGAUCCAUCAGAAAUUUGAGGAACUCGAAUGGAUACAGCGGGCACGUCUUGCAGAAGGAAUGCUCGCCAACGAUCCCUCCCAUCGUUGGGCGCUGGAGGCCGAUCCGGAGGUCAAGGCAAGGAACCGAUAUAUCAAUGUGCAGGCGUGGGCAAAUUCUCGUAUCCAUCUUCGGGUAAACGAUGGCGAGUGCGAUUUUAUCAAUGCCUCGCCGAUUACUCUGAAGGAUUCUGUGUCCCAGCAGGAGAGAAGGUAUAUCGCGACGCAGGGACCCAAGGUAGGAAAUAUCUUCCACUUCUGGCACAUGGUAUUUCAUGAAACGAAGGAAGUGGGUGUCAUCGUUAUGCUUACGCAGACGUUCGAGUCCGGACGAGAAAAAUGCUCUCAGUAUUUCCCUCUCAACAGCGAUAAUUCUUUGGUACUUCUGCGGGAAGAUGAGCGUGACCCAUUUGUUAACAAUGAGAACCACCCGGUCGGAGAUGAAAACGUCGUGGGCACGGUUGCGCUGCUAGAAACCGCUUUUGACGAGAAGUCUCGUUCCGAAAUCCGCAAACUACGACUCACUUUGGGUGCUGAAUCGAAGAUCGUUUGGCAUUUCCUCUUUGCUGGUUGGGCGGAUUAUUCCAAGCCUGAAGGCGAUGACCGCAGCGCACUUCUUCAUUUGAUUGAGCAAUCAGGCUCCAAGAGCUCCCCGGAUAACCCACGUAUUGUGCACUGUAGUGCUGGUGUCGGCCGAACAGGCACUUUCAUUGCCCUUGACCAUCUGCUACUGGAGCUUCAGUCUGACCAGUUGUUGCAAGUGACUGACCCAGAGGCUGACCCAGUCUUUGAAACGGUCAACCAAAUGCGCGAGCAGAGAAUGAUGAUGGUCUACAAUGAGAUGCAGCUGCAGUUUAUUUACGAAGUCUUGCGAGAACAAACUGACCGGAAGCUUGGGAAGGUCCCUGAAAUCAACGGGCGAAAGUCCGAUGAGCGGUCCUCGAAAAUGGCCAAGUUAUCUACCGAGUCCGACUACCUGCCUUCUUCGAAACCAGAGCUGGAGCCUGUCUCAGAUCGUGCCUUCACACCAACCAGAAGCUGGUCAGGAACCCCAGAAGUCUCCGACAACGAAUAAUGGCUUUCUCGCUCUUGGUUUCAUUCCGUCGCAUCACGAACAACUCAUUAGGCUGCGGCAGAGCCAUUUUUCACUGCUAUAUAUAUAGUUCUCUUAAUAGCUUUCUCGUCUGUUUCCCAAGUUGCAGCAUUCACGACGAACCAUGAGUUCCUGACUUGCAUUCGACCUCACGCCUUUCUUGCGCUUUGUUGCAUAACAUCUUACCAUGUUUGAAUAUCCAAUUUACGACACUUAUGUCUUCCACUCGUGUAUUUGCUAGAAGUCUUGUGUGGGAGCAUUACUGCCACUGUUUAUGAUUCAGUUCCAGUUUUUAAGGUACUGAGAAUCCUAUACGAAGUGCUUCAAGCAUCUUUUUCACUAUUUUUCAUUCUUCGCUGUAUAAUUUACUGGGCUGUACGAUUAUAGCAUGAGAACUAGUGUAAGAGUAAGAUAAUAGGAU